AUGAUAACCCCGAGCUCAUCAGUGGCUACAACUACUGCAAAACCGGUUGUUUUGCCACCGUCAUCAUCGUUUACAUCAGCAGCAGCACAUACAACAAGCGAGGAUGGUUCUCAGUCUGUGUCACCUACCACACUAUCGCAGGUAAAGCUAUAAUCUUAAAUUUCAUUAUUUCGUUUUAUCAAAAGGGCGUAGCUAGCGGGUCCUGGGGUGCCUGUGACUCCCCCUUUAUGAGAUAAUUGUUUUAUGUCCCUAUAAUACAGGUAAUGAAAACGUGUGAAUCCAAAGAAUCAACAUCCAAUAAAUCUUUUCCUGCUAUUUUAUAGCCUUGUCCCUCUCCCACGCUCACUGCUCAUACCCUGAAAAAUGUCACUUUAAGUAAACGACGAUAGACUUUCUCAAAGUCCUUCCCUUCUCGUUUCUGCUUCCGGUAACUACCUCACACUUUGCGCUCGAGAAACAUUUUGAGCUCUACUUGUGGGCAAGUCUAUAAAACACGGGGUAGAUGUCGACAUGCCAAUCAAGUAAGUACCCUGGGUGUGAAACAGUGUGCACCCCCGUCCCCCUUUGAAAAAUCCUAGCCACGCCCAUGUAUCAUGUUUUUGUAUAAACAACUCAUGGAAGACAAGACCUCAAAUGAAGGCUGGAGUUGGUCAGGCAAAAUAAUAGAGAGUUAAAGCAGCAACGUUUUUAUGCGACGCACGUCAACCGGAAGUGGACAUGUUACACUCUUGAGCCGUGAUUUUGGACAAAUUUUUUUUGCAAAUCGUCUCUAUAAGAGCAAAGAAACUUAGUAAUACAAACUUGGUAGCUUCAAAGUAUUUUAAAAGAGAAAAAGGCUCACUUCCGGUUGACGUGUGUCGCUCAAAAACGUCGUUGCUUAAAUUCCCAAGUAAUAUAAAAGGGUUCUCUUGAAGGGGAAACAGGGCAUGGGUGCCCACCUGGGGAACACCGAUGACACGCGCAAGAGCAUUUCCUUCCCCACAAUGUGGCCGAGGUUUAAGUCCCGGCAUCGACGCCAUAUGUGGGUUGAGUUUGUUGACGGUUCUCUCCCUUCCGCCGAGAGGUUUUUCAGCGGGCACUUUGGUUUUUCCCUCUCCUUAAAAACCAGAUUUUCCGAUCUGGAAAGUGUCUCUAGCAAGUUUUAGCAAUAAUAAUGUGCUUCGUCAGUUACCCUCGGCAGUAUUUUAUAGCAGUGACGCUAGUGAGGCUGAGCAAGUGCCUGAAACAAAUAAUUCAAAUGAAAAUCAACGGGGUUAAGAAUCCGCCCAACUGGCCGGAGGCAAUCCAGUUGGCUAUUUACAAGCGUGGUCGAGGAUUUGAUCUCGGGAUUACCGUGAACAAAUCAUGACAAAUCCAGCUGGCGGUCAGGGCAGGACUUUACUCGGGGCCCCCGAAUCGCAAGUCCAGCGCUCUAACCGCUCGGCCAUGCAACCUCCUUAGUGGGAUCACUUAGAGGGUCAUAGAUUUAUCAAAAGGUUGGUUUAUCACUUCUUGAUGUUUUCAAGUGUCACCCUUCCUAAAUAACGUUAUUUGUUACCUUUUUCGGUCUUUAGACGCGGUUUGGCCGUCCAUAUUCUAUAAAUUUAGUCUUAGGAAUAUUAUUAAACCAACAACACCAUCUCUAUUUCACAGACCAUUCAAGGCACCAAAGUUCUAUCGAACACUACGCCGAGCUCUUCGGUGAAAAUAAGUGUCACGACGAAGGCCGAAAUUUCUCCAUCUGCCCAUUCUCCGGGGAGAAACACGUCAAAGUCUGUUACCCAGCAACAGCAUAACGACCAUAACUCAUCAAUCGGAGGAACCACAAGCCACAUUUCGCCCCCCCGUCAGAGUGAUUCCCUCAUAAGCAGUGCUUCGUUAGGAGUGAGCAGUCAACCUGGUCCUUCCUCAGUAAGCCUAACAUUAACAGCGAGUUCGAGUGUUCAUCAAGACCCUAGUUCAACUGUUGCUGCCACAACUAUGAGCUCUGCACCCACAACUCAGGCUCUGAUACCUUCAACUUCACGUACGUUUGCGUUUUUACCUCACGGUUUUUGGGGGGCUUUGAUCUACAUUUGCAGUUAAUUUUUAGUAUCAAUGAUCGGUUUCCAAAGCAAAUCAUCACUUGUAGCAUGCUCACAACAACCUUUAUUUUCUUUAUAAAGAUCGUCGAGCGCGCGUAUAAAAACAAAAACGGCGGGAGAUUUAUACACCGCACCGCUCUCUCGGGUUUGUUCGCGCUCUGUUGAAUUGUCGAAAAAAGAAAAAUGUCUGUGGCCAGCUUGAAUCACUUGUUCCUAGACCAAAAUUAUAUGAAUUCCCUCUUCCGAGAUUUCCAUGCCCUAUUCGAAACUAGACUGCUCAACAACCACAGCCUUCACAGCAGAAAAAAACGUAUCUCUUACAUAUUAGCGUACCCCCUCCUAAAAUCAUGAUCCACAUAUUUUUCAUAAAAUGUUGUUCUUCUUUUUCGGCGUCAUUUAACUGUACGGAAUUAACCGUUUUUGAGAAAGAUUGCAGUGACACUUGUUCUAAUGUGGGUGGUCAGGUUGAAGCAACUGAGUGGUGUCCCUCUUACUCUACAGUUCCCGCCAAUCGCAUAUCGAAGCGAACCAAAAAGGUUAACUGCAAAGAAUAUUGUUCAGCUAAACUAGCAGAACUGGACGAUUUAGAUAAAUAUUGCUAAGCUACAUUUAGCUUUUGUGAAUCUAUAGAAACAGCUGUGUUGACGUCCAUCCCUCCGUUCUAACCUCAAAAAUAACAUUAGUCGUCGAUGUUAAUUUCUAGGGGCGUUCCUUCAAAAAUUCGCAGAUUUAGUGCGGAAGCUCUUCGGAAAUCUACAGAAUUCUUGUAAAAUCCAGACAUAUUUCGAAGUCUUCGGGUCAGCUCUCCGAAGCUGACUCGUCCCCAGUCAUCUCUGCUGAAGCUCUUCCUAGUGGCGCGCAUCACCCCCUCCUACCGUCGAGCGCAUAACGAGUCAGCCUCCGAAGAGUUAAAGAUACCUCCAGUCAACUUUGGAUAUGUCACUUUGACAAUUAUAGAUAGCGAUCUAAAAGUUAAUAGCUUCUUUUAACGAUGGCAGGCUCACUUUAUCGCAACACAGGUGAUGAAGCUAAAUCAUUGUGUUUUACCCCCUCUUCCCGACCUUCCAGUGGGAAGAGGGGGGGGGGGUACUUGGGUUAAUGUUUGCUGGGUAUGUGCCGCUGGCCUCUCAGAGCCCCUACCCCAUUAUAGUCUAUUUUUGGACCAAUCAUUGACCCCAUCUUAGUCACGUUUUAGAAAAUGUAAUUUUCGCUAUCUCAACUUAGUCACUUUCUAUUUAUGCAUCUCCUUUAUCAAGAACGGAAUGAAAUGCGGUCACUGCGAGCUUAUUGUUAAAUUUAAUAAACUACAACUUUCUGAUUUUUUUAACCGAGAAUCUUCCCAUUUUGAAUCCCUACUUACCCCCAAAAUCCAAAAAUUUGCGACCCCAUUCUAGUAACUCUAUUGAAAAUGCGACCUCAUUAGUCACCUCAGUCGUGAAAAUGCGACCCCAUCCAACGGCACAUCCCCAUUAGCCUAUUGCAAGGGAGUACCCCCCCGGGUCCCCGAUGUAGUACCACUGUUUUCGUUUUCAGCCUGACUUGCAGCACAGGCAGCAAAGUAGCAAUUGUGACGAAAUGUCUCUUUUGCUUGUAUUCACAGGCACAGCAGCUUUCAGAAGCCUUCUCUCGACUGUUAUUGUUGGCAUCCUCCUUUUUAUGUAA
Porites evermanni is the source of this 3725-nucleotide messenger RNA. The record is from the annotation of a GenBank genome assembly. Lineage: Eukaryota; Metazoa; Cnidaria; Anthozoa; Scleractinia; Poritidae.